Molecule: messenger RNA, 417 nt
Organism: Paramecium sonneborni
Lineage: Eukaryota; Ciliophora; Oligohymenophorea; Peniculida; Parameciidae
Source: the annotation of a GenBank genome assembly
AUGAGAUCGCUAUCUUAAGUUUGUAUCACAGAAAACUCAGAAAACAUUAUUGAAAAAUUUAUAUUCAAACAAAAGAAAGCAAUCACUUUGAAGUCAGACUCACCAGUAAUAACUAAAAGACAUAGUCAAUAAGCAAUGGUUAUUAUAUCAGAUUCUCCACCUAAAAAACAUAAAACUUGUAGUAGUGAAAUACCUUUGAGUAAUGGAAAAAUGUACUUGAAAAAUGGAAAGAUUCUGUUCUUGAAACAAAAGCUACCCAAAUUGGAGUUACCACAAGCAAAAUGUAAAUUUGACCCAAAAACAGAAAUCUUGAAAUGGAUAUAAACAAAUAAGAUUAUUUCUCCAACAAAAAAGAGAGUCACAUUCAGGGCAAUAAAAGAAUCAAAUGGCUAAAACAGAAAAUCAUAAAUCUUCUGA